GUUAAAGAAUACAUCAUUUCAGUGAUUAAAAUAUCUACAACACGAAAAUAUUAAAAUAAAGUAAAUCGAAUAAAAAAAAUUGAGGAAAAUCCCAAAGGAGAAAGCCACGAUAAAUAGUUUUCUGUGGGUUGUCGCCCCUACACAAUAGUUUUCCUUUCCCCCAAUUCUUCACUUUGGGGAGAGUCUGCGACCUGGCAGCUCUGCAUGCUCUCUCUUCUCCUUCCCUCUUCCCCUCUGCAAUUCCUCUAAGCCCUCCAUUCCCUCUCCCCUCUUCUUAAAUUCUAUCCCCCAUUUUCCCAGUUCAAUUUCCCCCCUCCAUUCUCCUUCCCCUGCCUUCUAGUUGUGGGGGAUUGAACGAUUGAUCCCAACUUUGUAACUCCAAUGUCUAAUUCCCCAUCUUCCCCCCUUUUCCACUCAAUGAUUAAUUCGAUUCAUUGAUGCUAAAUCCCAAUCGCAUUCCCUGUUCCCCACAUCCCCCAAACCCGAAUCUGGUUGAAGAAAGUAAGAAAACCCAUUUGGUGGAUUGAAUUGAAGAGAAAUAUCCCCCAAAUCCCUACAAGCUGAGGCGAAGCGGGAGCAUUCAUUUGGGAACGACGAUGAAAGGGAACAAGAAGGAUUCGGAGAAGGUUAUCUGGGAUCAGCUGAGGAGCCCUUCUCACGCCAAUUCCAUCUCCGUACCCGGUUCCCCAGCUCGGAUUCUCCCCAAGCUCAUGGUAUGGCUUCUCCUCUUCGUCACCGUCACCUACGUUUUCUACACAUUGAGGCUCGUCUCCACUUCCCAACCCUGCAACGACGACCCCCUCUCCCGCCACCGCUCCUCCCAGCCCCAGCACCUCUCCCUCGUCGCCCUCAGCGGCAACGACUCCGAAUCCGACGUAGGCCUCGCCGAGGGGGCGGCGGCGACGGGAAUCGCUCUCCCGCGGCGGGAGAUCGAGGAGCGGCCCGAGAAGCAGCCGACGGAUUUGCAGCACGUGGUGUUCGGCAUCGCGGCGUCGGCCAAGCUCUGGGAGCAGAGGAAGGAAUACAUCAAGAUUUGGUACAAGGCCGACAGAAUGAGAGGGGUUGUUUGGCUGGACGACGAGGUGGAGACCAAGGAGGAGGACAAAGGGGUUCUGCCGCCGAUUAAAAUCUCCGGGGACACCUCGAAGUUCGUGUACAAGAACAAGCAGGGCCACCGGUCCGCCAUUCGGAUCUCGCGGAUCGUCUCCGAAACGCUCCGCCUCGGGAUGGAGGACGUGCGGUGGUUCGUGAUGGGCGACGACGACACCGUUUUCGUCACCGAGAACUUGAUCCGGAUCUUGCGCAAGUACGACCACACCCAGUACUACUACAUCGGCAGCUUAUCGGAAUCCCAUUUGCAGAACAUCUACUUCUCCUACGGGAUGGCCUACGGCGGCGGCGGCUUCGCCAUUAGCUACCCGCUCGCCAAAGCCCUCGAGAAGAUUCAGGACCGCUGUAUUCAACGGUACCCCGGUCUGUACGGCUCCGACGACAGAAUGCAGGCCUGUAUGGCGGAGCUCGGCGUUCCCCUCACCAAAGAAGUCGGGUUCCACCAGUAUGAUGUGUACGGCAAUCUAUUCGGCCUGCUAGCAUCACACCCAGUGACGCCAUUAGUCUCGUUGCACCACCUCGACGUGGUGGAGCCAAUCUUCCCGAACGUGACACGGGUCGAGGCCCUGCAGCGCCUCGCGGUGCCGAUGAAGAUGGACUCAGCUGGGAUAAUGCAGCAGUCGAUCUGCUACGACAAGUCACGGAGCUGGACCGUCUCGGUGUCCUGGGGUUUCGCGGUUCAAAUCUUCAGGGGAGUGUUCUCCCCUCGAGAGAUCGAAAUGCCCUCGAGGACUUUCUUGAAUUGGUACAGGAGGGCCGAUUACACGGCCUAUGCGUUCAACACUCGCCCUGUGGCCAGGAACCCUUGCCAGAAGCCGUUCGUGUUCUACCUCUCCAAGGCGAGGUCGUUGACCUCGUUGAACACGACGGUGAGCGAGUACCAACGACAUCGUGUCCCCCACCCUGAAUGCAAGUGGAAGAUGGCCGAUCCAAGCAGUAUAAACAUGGCGGUGGUGUAUAAGAGGCCUGAUCCUCAGUUGUGGAGUAGGUCUCCAAGAAGGAACUGUUGCAGGGUAAUGAGCACGAAGAAGAAAGGGACGAUUACGAUCGACGUCGGGAUGUGUAGGGAUGGCGAGAUCAGUGAGGUAUAGCAGAAGUACUCAUGACUGAGUUUGAAGAGAACUCCUUGGAAAGUAGCUGCAGCUACCCUUUCUUCUCCUUCUUCCUCUGCUUCUUCUCCUCCUCAUCCUCAUCUAAUGUUUGUUACUCCUCCAUUGAAAUUUAAGUGUUUAGUUCAUUAAUUUAUUGAUGAGGGUGCCCAAGAAAGGUAGAGACUACUUCAGUGCUCAGUCUAUAGGGAAGAAAAUGGCCCAAAAAAGGAAGUGUUGGUUAGAAGAAAUUGGUGUAUAAAGUCGUAGUUGAUACGUUUUUAUACAUGUCCUGUUUCUAGCUAAGCUAGCUAUGUAGGAUUGUGUCUAUUCAUGAAAUUUUGUUAAUCCAGAAAAUGAGAUGGGUAAAAAUGAAAGAUGCUGUUACUCAGACUCUCUUUAAAAGGUAGGGACGCGCAUGAUUGAUUCACUUAAUCAGGUUUGUUCUUAUGUGCUAUCUUUUCAGAUUGCCCGGGAUUAAGAUUGAUUGAUUAUUAAUAAUUGAACGCCAUGGCAUCGUGUAUG
Linum tenue is the source of this 2723-nucleotide messenger RNA. The record is from the annotation of a GenBank genome assembly. Lineage: Eukaryota; Viridiplantae; Streptophyta; Magnoliopsida; Malpighiales; Linaceae.